AUGCGUUCGAGUCGACUAUCAAAAAGGCGUCGUGUAAAGGGAAUGGAGACCCUCAAGGACCUUAUCCCAUCUCUACCUGCAGCUCCAUUGACAUCCCCCCUAUUUACCGUCUUUCCCGCCGAGAUCCGCAAUCGGAUUUACACGCUUGCCCUUGAGUCCGAGGAUGUUCUCACAGACGACAGUUCUCGCUCCCUUUAUAAGCAAAACGCUUUCUACUACCGCCCUGGGUACAAGCAGCCCAAGCGCAUACAGACUGCCCUCCUUCAGACAUGCCAGCAAAUAUAUGCCGAGGCGUCCCUCCUCCCACCGGCAGUGAAUGAACAUACUUUCUGGUUCUAUCGGUCUCCGCCACAUGUCAAUGAUGCCUCGUCGCCGCUGAAUUAUUUUCGCAAGAUGACCCCGAAACAGCGGGCUCAGGUGCAGCAUCUACACCUGUUCACCCAGCAGUUUUUCCUAGAGGACAAUCAAUCCCAUAUAUGGGAUGGGCUAAAGAUAGGUGACGACGGGCACAAUCUGCGCGGGGAGUGCAGGAUCGCUCCAAAGAAGAUGACCAUCACGCUUCGCCACACGGAUUGGUGGCACUGGGAGAACAAUGAGCCCUUGGGAAUCGAUCCGUUCCGGCCCGGGAGAACCCGCGCAGCAGAUAUGGGCCAGGUUGUUUCCCCACCAGCCGCAGCGCGAUUAUGGGGGAAUCAAUUUAGCUCCCUCCCCUGCCUCGAGGAGUUGGUGAUUGAGUUCGAGACAAUAAUGCGGAAGAGGGACCAGCUAGAUGCCAUCAUACAACAAGCUUUCGAGUGGAAGUUUCCCAUGCAGGCUGACAAGGGCUUGUAUCUGGUCGCUGACCCCAAGUCAAAGAGCGCAUAUACUUGGUCUGGGGCGAAAGAGGCGGAGUUGAAGAGACAGAGAGCUGCAUGGCCGGUCGAUACCGAGGUUAGGCCAGAAUCUCAAUCUUUCCAGGAACAGGAGCCGGUUCCUGCGGCCCCGGCUUUGGUGCCAUUUGAUCAUCAAUCAAGCUCGGGUACAAAUGGCGAAAUCAAAAUUGGAAAUAAUUCCCAAUUUGACUCAAAUACGGAGAAGUUUUAUGUUGUCUUCUUGACUUGGAGGAAGCAGCGAGUCCAGGGGUAG
Penicillium expansum is the source of this 1125-nucleotide messenger RNA. RefSeq lists its product as uncharacterized. NCBI's taxonomy places the organism in Eukaryota, Fungi, Ascomycota, Eurotiomycetes, Eurotiales, Aspergillaceae. The record is from RefSeq and is a predicted model, not a curated record. Bases 1 to 1125 code for a protein of 374 amino acids. The transcript has a single exon.